Dunckerocampus dactyliophorus (ringed pipefish) is the source of this 7935-nucleotide messenger RNA. RefSeq names its product acidic leucine-rich nuclear phosphoprotein 32 family member E-like. The transcript has 2 exons. NCBI's taxonomy places the organism in Eukaryota, Metazoa, Chordata, Actinopteri, Syngnathiformes, Syngnathidae. The coding region runs from base 1 to 441 and encodes 146 amino acids. The record is from RefSeq and is a predicted model, not a curated record. Gene Ontology annotation, cellular component: nucleus. Gene Ontology annotation, biological process: regulation of apoptotic process. Gene Ontology annotation, molecular function: histone binding; phosphatase inhibitor activity.
AUGUUUCACCUGGUGGACUUCAACAUCUUCAGGAAGUCUCAGCAGUACCUGGGGGAGGUGGCUGAGGUGGUGUUGGACAGCUGUCAAUCACUGAGUGGACAAGCGCAAGGCCUCACAGACAAGUUCACAGAGCUGGAGGCCCUCAGCAUCGUCAACAUGGUCCUCGCCUCUCUGGUCAAGAUGCCCUCGCUACCCGAGCUGCGCAAGCUGGAGCUUAAAGACAACAACCUGUCGGGUUCCUUUGAGACUCUGUCGGAGAAAUGUGCCAACCAAAUCUACCUCACCCUCAGCAACAUCGGCAUCAAGGAGCUGAGCAACGUGGAGGUGCUGCAAAAUUUGAAGAGCCUGCAUAGUCUGGACCUGUUGAACCGCGAGAUCACGUCCGUGGACAACUACGGCGUCAGCGACCUAAAGCUUCGACCGGGACGACAACGAAAAUAGUCAGGGGGCGGAGCCUGAGCUUCAGCACAACUGUCAUGUGUUUGACGUUGAUUGAACCUUUUAAUCCAGCAAAGUAGAUUUUUUAAAGAAUUAACAAGUAUUUAUAGCUUUUUACAAAUGUGACAGAUGAGUUAGUUUUCAUUAGUUCUUCUUUCACAACUCAAAUGCUGUAAACUUUUUGCUUUCCUGUCAUUUACACUGAUGGCCAAAUAAAUGUGAAUAUUUCAAUAAGAAAAAAUAACGCAUUUCUAUUGCAGCUACCAUGCACUUUUUUGUCCAUCAAGGUCAUAGUGAAGUUGUCCGAUUACCUGAGGUUUAAAGAACCGCCCACUUUGCACCCUGUCCAACAUUUUUUGGGGUGCAAUACUUUCUGACUGACAUGGAUUAUUAUUUUAAGUGUCCCUGUCAUGCUCGUCAUGCUCGAGUUACUUGACUAAAGGUGACAAAAGCCAGACAUUUUGAAAGGCGUAAUCUUGCAAAACUGAACGGACAUGAUGCUAAUAUUCAAGUAGCGUAAGGAAUACUGCAAUAAGGUGUAGUUUUGAGAACCCCAGACCCGAUUGUACCUCAAACACAAAUGCUAUAUUAAACUUAAACUCACAUUUUACCUCUCUGUCGAUCUUCUACAUCUUUUUAUCUUGACAAGUAGAACACAUCUUUGUCAAUCUGUGAAUUGAGUGUGGAAGUAGGAAGGAAAGGAGGGAGGUGAACUACACAUUACCUUUGCAAAUGAGAGAGAGGGGGAGAAUGCAACUUAUAAUGAUCCAGGAUGUAUCCAGGAAAAGGUCAGCUGAAAUUGCAACAAGCGUAAUUAGUUGCUUAUCAAUAAUGUAUCCGACGUUUCAGUAUGUGGUGCGCAGAGUGUGUGUGCGCGCGCGUGUGUGUGUGUGUGUUUGUGUGAACACGCCUCCAUAGGUGGGCUAGGGUGUGAGUACAUAUACACACCUUUCUCUGACAUCCGUUUACAUAAAAAAACACCUCCAUGUCCAUAAGAAUUAUUACCAUGCAGAUCCUCUCACUUGCUAACCACACUACAGCAGAAAACUAUGAGCGAUGCAUUAAUCACUAAGUCAAUUGUUAUUGAUGGCAGAGGCAGAAUUAGGAGCAGUAAAGGUGUCAAUAUGGGAGAUGAUGGUAUAUUUUGCAUGCGGGAACUAUAGGAGGAUUAUGCAGAAAGGGUAUUGGCUCUGGAGCAAGCAAAGUAUCUCAGAGAAGAAGGCAUUCAUACUAUAGGUGAAUACCAAGUGCUAUCAUACGGGAAGUAUAGGGGUUCCUAUAUGUCGCUCAGCUUUAUGAACAAGACACUUGGCAUUUUGAAAGAGUGUUUGGGCUCCUUAUGUUGGAAAACUGUUUCACAAUGUCACAGUACAUGUUGGAAUUCACGUUUCCCCUCAAUGAACCAUAGCUCCUCGGUGGUGGCAGCACUUAUGCAGAUCAUGAUGCUACGACCCUCGUGUUUGACUCUAUUGAAGGCAAAUAAGGCUUUACACUGACUACUCUAAGUGUAUCUAUACAUUAUAUCAAGGUGGAAGCUGCCUACGUGAACUCUUAAGGCAUGUUGGCUGUGUGUAUAAGGUGUCUGUAUUUGUGUCGUUGCGUGUGAUGUAACGAUCCUGGCUCCUUUGACCCCUGCCAGUUGAGAAGUUAGCGCAGGUGAACAGAGAAGGCAGGGCAAGCGAGGAGAGGAGGAGCGAGAUGAAUGCGAUCAGGUUGCCGGGCUGAGUGCCGCGGUCCUCUCCCAUCUGUCUCGGAGUCUGCCAUCCCAUCUCACAGGCGGCAGGAGGUAAUUGGGUUCAUUGUUCUCACUGCGGGAUGCAACGGAUUGAAAGCUUCAUUAUCAGGAUAACCAAGAAUGUAAAUGAACCACACAUGUACCGUACUGUAUGCUGACUAGAGAGAAUAUCAACAGUAUAUCAACACCACGACAACAGGAAGCAUAUCAACACAAACACUGCAUCAUUUUGACUUUGUCGUGAAAAUGUACCUCCGAUGGCUCCCUGACAUGCAACUCCUCAAAUGAAACCUUGUUGGAGAUCAUUUGGCACCAUAUCAUUUGGAGUACAUGAGAUACCGGCUGUAGUACUGAAAUAUGAAUGACGACAUCAUCCCUGAGAAAUUCAUACAUCCUCUUUUAAUAUGAUAGUUUGCUGCACAGUUUUGAUUUGAUUUAUAUUUAAGUAUUUAGAUUCAGCGACCCGUGACCCGAGUGAGGACAAUCCGCACAGAACAUGGAUGGGCGGAGAUUCACCGAUGAAGCUUUGUGAUUUGUCUGCACUUUGUGCGAGUUAAAACUUUGCCGAAAAUGGGAGCAAAAAUAGCGUUGGCACAGACAGAACCGUGCUGUGCCAUUAUGUGUUGCGCCGUCAUCGUCAGAGGUACUGUCAGAUAGUGUUUACUUUCCUGAAGGACGUUGCACCUCUGGAAGCCGGCAAAUGAAUGGAAAAACUCAUUUCUCCAAUGGAGACUUGUCAAUCACUCGCUAUUUAUUCUGCUCUUAUGGAGCGACCUCUCUCCAGCUAGGCGAACAGUGGCAUCCUCGAGGUUGUGACUGUUGAGGACUUUCUAAAAAGCAAACAAUCGAUGAAAAAAUACCUUUAAUGCAAGGUAAAGGUCAGGGUAGAUUUCCUUACUGCGCUCUAUUGAGCAAGGUAUUUGGUAACUUCAUGUGGGUGUUACAAAUGUACUUUGCUCGGCUUUAAGAAAGGUGUCUCCUAACCAAUUGUUCGGAAAUUUUUCCACAGAAAAAAGUCUGAAAAAUAUGGGUUGUCCUAAGAUUUAUACAUGCCUACCAUCCUGGGCCUCAAACGCCUCUCUCAUACACCAGUGACCUGGGGAGAUGCAGCAGCUACAGUACAUAGGGACUCUCAAAGGUUGUUGCAAAUAGAGAAGUCAUGAUGCUAAUUGCAAGAUAAUAUUGAUCGAUGAAGCAGUACUCAAAGAACUGUCCAGCAGCUAAGAAAUAUGAUACAAUGAUUUUCAACAAAGACGAAAAAUAUGAAAGAUAUUUUUUCCAAACAGGUUCUCGAUGUGAUUGUGUGUUUGCCGUCGUAUUCUAUUUUAUUGUUGUAUUCUAGUCUAUGUGUUCUAUUUGUAUCGAUAUUUAAUAUCAGUGAGUACAAACCACAGAGAAGAGCAAGUGCGUAUCGCUUGUGUCAUUAAAGUGCGCACGUGUUUUCUCGUUAGGACACUAGAACGUGACGGAUGGUGGGUCGAGCGGGUCGGUUCAUGUAAAACGUGUUUAAAGCUUUAGCGUGGCUGCGUGGUUCAUGUCACGACUUGUGUCUGGCAGAUGGCGGGAACAGUUAGGGAUCUCAUUAGACCAACCAAGCGGCUAUGCUAUGCUUGUUGCACCCAUCCUUUCAUUUCGGUUUGUAUCGCCAGAGUAGCGCUUGUUCACACACUGCUGGUCAAAGUCAAGCGAGGGUCGAGCAUUUGCAUGUUAGCAAAGACAAGGAGAAGUAUGUGUGUCUUAGAUAGGAGGAGGGUAUAUGCUGCUAGCUGGAGUCUUCAUAUCUGCUCGUGCUAAUGUGCUCGUGUGGGCGUGAUGAGUGAUGCAUCCUUGCUGAGCAUAGUGAACAGGAUUGCAAUGGUCACAGAGCACAUUUUGUACCAUUUGCCUUGUAAUUAACUGGAAUUUGUUCAGCACAAAUGCACUACAGGCAUGGGAAUAUACAGAGCAGAGGGGGGAAAAUCUAGUGCAAAUCAUGACAGUUAGUAAUUAUUUAUUUGUGUCUUCAUGUUAACACUUAUUUUAUUUGUAUUAUCUUUAAUGACACGGAGGCUAAAUGGAGCGUAGAAGGAGCUGAUUAGCAGCACCCUACGGCCUCGAGUCAAUAUGGGUGUUUUAUGAUUUUUAAAGGGCAUAUAAAUUCAUUUUUAUAUAUGGUUCAAGGCUAAUCACAGCCAGCAGUAUGUGCCGAAUGAUGCAGUGCAUGUUAAGUGGUAGGAACAUGCAAAUCUCCAAAAGAACGAGGUUUUUCAACUGAUACUUGAGGCUGUGUUCACACUUGUGGUUCGGUACACAUGUCUGGACCAAAAUUAAAAGAAAGAUACUUGCUGCGCACUUUAGUGCGGUUCACUUAGCGUUCACGCUGGGCAGAUUUCGUGACAUACUGUAGUACUCGUACUGCCAUGAUUCGUCGACUUAGGCUACGUUCACACUGCAGGUCAAAUCAGGUUUUUGUGCCAUGCGACCCAGACCUAUUUCCUAUGUAUCCAAUCGGAACACGUACAUACGACCAAUACGUCAUCGAAAGAUUUGUUUUGCCCUGCGAAAAUGAGGGAAGUGUAUUCACAUUUGUAGGCAAAUGUUCUUUUUGUCCAGGAUUGCCCCUUGGAUUUGUUUAAGCUGUGGUGGUGGGCUGCAUGGGAGGCGGACUGUCGUGGUUUUUUCAUGCCACUGCUGCGUCGCUGUGUCAGCAUUUUUUUUUUUUAUAUUUACAUUUACUGUUGUGAUAUUGUCAACAUGAGGGUCUUUUCACAGGCUAGAACAAGAAAUGCAUUAAUUAACUUUAAAUACUUUUCUCUUGAUGUUUUCUUCCUCUCCUUAUCUGUCAAGUGCACGGUUUUCAAAAUAAAGCCCAGUGUAAUGUUUUUAUGAUAUUUGAUAUUGAUAUUUGAGAUUUGAUUUGAUAUUUAUUUCAAACUAAUUGUGGUCAAUAAGUAAAUAAUAGGCUAUACAUGUUUAUAUAUAAGCUGGGUCGAAUCUCUGUUGGACAUCUCUGUGUGGAGUUUGCAUGUUCUCCCUGUUCUCCCCGGGUACUCUGGUUUCCUCCCACAUUCCAAAAACAUGCAUGUUAGGUUAAUUGGGGACUCUAAAUUGUCCAUAGGUAUGAAUGUGAGUGUGAAUGGUUGUUUGUCCAUAUGUGCCCUGUGAUUGGCUGGCGACCAAUCCCCGCCUCUCCCCCGAAGUCAGCUGGGAUAGGCUCCAGCAUACACCUAGCAUACCCCUAGUGAGGAUAAGCGGCAUAGAAGAUGGAUGGAUGGAUGUUUAUAUAUAAAAUGUAUGUACGUAUACAGUAUAUGCAGUGGUUUGAAAAAGCAUUUGCCCCUUCUUGAUUUUUUUAUUUUUUUGCAUGUUUGUCACACUGAAAUGUUUCAGAUAUAAUCGAUGAUCUGAAACAUUUAAGUGUGACAAACAAAAACAAAACAGAAAUCAGGAUGGGGGCAAACACUUUUUCACACCACUGUACAGUAUAUGUUUUGUCAUUUGGGCUUGAGAGCCAGCUUACUAUGCUUGCAGAGGCACAGGCUUCCAAUACUUGCUUGCUCCCUUACGUGAAUAGAGAUGGUUCAGCAAUAAUGAAACAAUACCAUCAUGAUACGUGACAUUAUGAGAUGCUUUUUGACAGCCUCUGAGCUUAUGUUAUUUGAACUAAAACUUGAUUUUUCCUUUACACUGUAAAGCAGGAGUCUCAAACUUGCAAGGGACCAAAGUGGGGUGCUCGGCAGAACACGUACUACAAUUAACACAAACACGGAAAAGGAACAAUAAAGAACAGCAGUGGCGUUGAACCUUCAACAAUAUAAAAUUCGAUAUUUAAAAAAAAAAACUGCUGUUCUUUUUAAAUGUAAAAUAGUUGACUAUUGUUGUUAUGUAUGACCAUAUUUAUAAGGACAAUAUUGUUUGUUUUUAUAUACUGAGAGGCUAUAGGCCACUACUGCUCUUUUUUUUUUGUAUUACCUCUUGGCAACUGCUACUGCAAUUUAAAUUCUGUACAAAAAGAUGUUGAAGCACAAUAAUCUUAAAUACUUGACAGUUUGAAACAAUUUUCAAUAAAGUAGUUAAUUUAAACAUACAUGGGUUCUGAUUUUUAUUUCUAUGUAGUAUCGUAGUAUCGUAGUAUCAAUAAUUGUGGAAAUUCACAGGUAUUGGUGUCGACUACUGAAAUUCUGGUAUCGUGACGACCCUGACAUAGUGUGUACACAAUGUUUUUGAAUAGUUAAUGAGCUUCUAACAAAAGUAGGUAAGCUAUUCAUAUUCACAUUUGUUACGGUGCAAGUGACGUUUUAUGUUUUGGCCCUUGAGUUGGAUUCAAAAUAACAAUGGGCACAAUGAAAUAACAAACAAAUUAGUCCACCGUGUGAAAAAUGAGUCGAAAGGUUAGUCAAUAGAAAAUGUGUUGUUCGUGUCAGUUACUCGGGGUGUCAAAUUAUAGCAUGUGAUUAAUUAAUUGCAGUCAUAUUUAGUGCGUUAUUUUUUAACAACCAUACCAGCCACUGUCCUGGACUAGAGUGACGACCAUUUUUUUAAAUAUUUGUUUUAUUUAUGUUUUAUUAUCUGAAUUGUUUAUUUUAUCUGGAGCAGAUGAAUUGAUACAAAUUCAGUGUUCAGUGCUGUAUUGCUCAGACAAGUGUUAUGUUUUCUGGUGUGUUAACUUAGCACUUUAUAUGGGCCAGAUGUUUUAUUUUAUCUUCAUUUUGUAAUUACUGUAUUUGAUUGACAAAAGAGCACAACAAUAUUCCCCCCUGGGGGUCAAAACUAAAGGUUGCAGAAAGCACUUGGGACUAAUAUCAAGUAAGGAAUGUAAAAGGCUAGGGCUGCAUCUCUUCACGUCUGUUAAAAACAAUUCAUUAUUUUAUAAAGUUAUUCAUUCAUCAAUUGAUUACACAUCAUAAUUAAUUCAUCUCUAAAUAUUUUUAUGACAUACUAACUCAAAUAUUCCAAACCAAGAUGCUGUCCGCAGGGUUGAAUAUGUUGGUUAUUUUUAUAUUCCGUUAUAUUCAUUUUAUUGUGUUUUCUUUUCUUUUUUUUUUUGAAUGAACAGAAUAAGAGUUUCAUUGCGCAGUAUAACCACCUGUUCUGCUGUGCAUAUCACAAUAAAACUCUUGAGUCUUGGCGGGCUUAGAUGUCACAGAAACCUUCUAUAAACACAGAGAGGGAGAAAGCAGAGCAAAGAGAUGCUUUUUCUCUUGCACAUUUGUCAUUUCUGUAUGAUUUUUGCUGUCACUUUAACAUUGAUCUGUGUCUUUGGCCUGUGUAGCGUUCACAUUUGAGCUCAAGUGAACCAAACCUCACGACAGUUCACUUGCAAGCGGGCCGAGACCCAUCUCUCAAGCGGCCACGGCCCGCUUGUUUUUCCCACACCAGGCUUUGAACGAUCACAUUCACACCUGACCAAAUAAACCACGCUAGCAGAGCAAAUGCAUCACAGUUCUUUUUAAACGAACUCAACAUGACAACUCUUUGUGGUUUUUAAUGUUUUUUGUGUUCUCAUCAGAGCAGUAUUGCAUAAAAGACUCUGAAUUCUCUGAAACUUCUAGCGCAUCAAUGGGUAACAGCAUCAAACGCACAAUGAGAAGUUUGAUCUUUCAAAGGCGAAGGAGAGGGUACCCUGGAUGCCUUUGCCCUCGCAGCGUUGCAUCCAGUUAAGUUGUUGCGAGCAUUACUGAUCAACACCUUAGGAAAGCAAUCGACAGAACUAUUAUGUGGCGUGAUUGAGCACGGCAGCCCCGUGCCCACAGCCUUCUGCUGGAUUGCACUUUGGCAACAGA